AUGCCUGGUGAUCAAAUGAGCCUAUUGACAGUUCAACAGUUCGACGAUGUACUUACAGAUUUGUUACUAGACAAGAUCUUUCUUUGGUUCCGGACAUUCAAAUUAAAUCCCAGCUACCGUGAAACAAACGUCUCACGCGAAAUUCUUGUUGACAUUGUAAAAAGAAACGUGAUACAGCUGAACAAACUAAAUGACGCCGUUCAUGAGCUGCUGCA
Molecule: messenger RNA, 215 nt
Organism: Dentiscutata erythropus
Lineage: Eukaryota; Fungi; Glomeromycota; Glomeromycetes; Diversisporales; Gigasporaceae
Source: the annotation of a GenBank genome assembly